AUGAGUGAGUCGAUCAAAUGUGUUUUACCUUGUCUAAGGUGUAAAAAUACGGUAACCACUGGCAUUAAAUGUAUUCAAUGUGGUAGAUUAUCUCACAAAAGCUGUCUGGAAAUUCUAAAAAUCACGCUUUUAAGUAAAGAAACUGUAAAUUGCUGUAAUCAAAGUGCAACGACUAAGAAUACAAAUAUUAAAAAGACUGAAAUACCUACAUCAUUUCAACAGAUAGACGGUAAUGAAUCUAUGCGAGUGUCGUAUUUAGAGAGAAUUAUCCGAGACAAAGAAUCGAUUAUAGAAAAUUUGCAUUUUACUUUAGAAGCAUUAAAAGAGCAAUUAGAUUUAUUGAAAGCUUAUAAAUCAUCUACUUCCGAAGGUUUUCAAUCUCAAAUACAUCAGGACAGAAGUAAGCCAUCGAAUAGUUCAGGCCUUUCUGAAUCUCAUCGAUCGGAAUUAAAGAGUAUGCAAAAUCAUACAGAACAAAACUUUAAAUUACCAAAAACUGAUAUAAUAGGAGUUAAACCUAAUAAUCCUAUCACUAAAACUGCAUUAGCAACUGCUCUCUACAAUGAGGAAUCAAAAAACACUCUCACAUCAAUAAUCAAUCUUGAAAAAGACGUUAGACCUAAGGCUUUACUGGUAGGCUCGUUAGAAGGAAACACUAGUGAUGGUACCUUGAGAGCUUCUGACUUUGUAAAAACCUCUGAGUUUCAUUACCAUGCAACAAAUUUUGCUCCUGAUGUGUCUUCAGAAAAUCUACAAAAGCAUCUAAAGAAAUUUGCUCCAAAUGUAAAGACGUUGUGA
Messenger RNA from Psylliodes chrysocephalus, 798 nucleotides. NCBI's taxonomy places the organism in Eukaryota, Metazoa, Arthropoda, Insecta, Coleoptera, Chrysomelidae. The record is from the annotation of a GenBank genome assembly.